AUGUACCCCAAUAAAUUUAUAAAAUAUGACGAAAAACGCAUAGAAAUUAUGAACAUGUUGUUCAGUUUACCAGAAAUUCACAUGCUAUCGUGCAUUAUUCACUUCCUCAACACGGAUCCAUCGCACGUGCUUCAGGAAAAAGGUGUGAUGAAGGGAAAUUUGCACAUGUCUUACACUUCCAUUUAUGAGGAUGUUAGGGCAGCAAGAGACUGGAUGCAUCAUGGUGAGCUGAAAUGGCGUACUUUGGCUGAUUUGCAUUGUUAUCUGGAUCAGGACAAUCGUCUAUGCACUCUGCUUGAUCGUUUGCGGAGCAAUGGAGCCAAGAUGUUUAUACUUGCCAACCGCGGAUUCGAUUACACUAACGCCAUCAUGACCCAUAUUUUGGAGAUUCCAAGACCGGACGGCACUAUCCGAAAGUGGAUCUCCUAA
Molecule: messenger RNA, 429 nt
Organism: Dicrocoelium dendriticum
Lineage: Eukaryota; Metazoa; Platyhelminthes; Trematoda; Plagiorchiida; Dicrocoeliidae
Source: the annotation of a GenBank genome assembly